CUUUGGAAAGCAGCGGGAACGUUGCCUUCGUUUCUCGCUCUAUAAAUUCCCCAGUUUCUAGGGUUUCGUAUUUCUCUUUCUCACCACCUCGAUCCCCUUUUCUCUCCUUGCUCGCAGCCAGAUCUGCUUCCGUUUCAGGGCUAGGCUGUAAGUAUGACUCCACCUAUCGAGGCAUCAAUUAAGUCUGCUGAGUCUCAUCCUUCACAGCCACCUCUCAAUGAAAGAAUACUAUCAUCCAUGUCCAGGAGGUCUGUUGCAGCACACCCCUGGCAUGACCUGGAGAUAGGACCUGGUGCACCUGAAAUUUUCAACUGUGUGGUGGAAAUAGGGAGGGGGAGUAAAGUGAAAUAUGAGCUUGACAAAAAAACUGGUUUAAUCAAGGUGGACAGGGUGCUCUAUUCAUCUGUAGUGUACCCUCACAACUAUGGCUUCAUUCCCCGCACUCUUUGUGAAGAUAGUGACCCAAUGGAUGUGUUGGUUAUCAUGCAAGAACCAGUUCUUCCUGGAUGUUUUCUUCGAGCCAAAGCAAUUGGUCUCAUGCCUAUGAUUGAUCAGGGUGAGAAGGAUGAUAAAAUAAUUGCUGUGUGUGCUGAUGAUCCUGAAUACAAGCAUUACAAUGAUAUCAAAGAGCUCCCACCCCAUCGACUUGCUGAAAUCAGGCGUUUUUUCGAAGAUUACAAGAAAAAUGAAAACAAGGAUGUUGCUGUUAAUGACUUCCUGCCAGCUUCUGAUGCUUUCAAUGCAAUAAAACAUUCAAUGGAUCUUUAUGCGAGCUACAUAGUGGAGAGUUUGAGGAGAUAGGUAUGGCGCAUUUACUAUAUAUAUAUCAUCUUCAGGAACUCUGUUCUAUGUUGAAGGGCUUUUCUAAGUUGUGAUGUCUUCUUUUAUAUUUUGCUCAAAAUAUAUCAUGAGUGCUACUUAUAUGUUGUGAACUGAUAUCUUUAUAUACUUAUCUUUGAGUUGGCAAUGUUUGUCGCAUCUGUGUUCAUCUUUCCUCAAUUCUUUAUAUAUCAUCAUGCACAAAGAUAGUAAAAGAAUAUUAAUAAAAUGAGAAUGGGAAACAAAUGGGAUAAAGUGGAGGAAUAAAGUAAAUGCUGGGAGGUAUAUCCAAAGAAGAUCCUCCCACUUCUGAUCCCACAAGACCCCACAAGUAGGUUUUUUUUAUUGCUUACUUCCUGCCUAUAAAAAAAGCUAGGAAACCCAGGACACAUCCCUCCAUUUAUGUCCAUUGAUGGCCUCUAAGAGGCCUCUUCCGGUGGCCUCUUGAUGCUCUUGUUGUUGUUGUUGUUGUUGAUGAUGAUGAUAAUUCCUUGGUAUUGAUCUUCUUUUAUGAAGGGCAACCUUGAAUCUUUGGCAAUUGGUUCUCUUUUUAUUUUUCUUUUGUUUUUUUCUCUACCUGUGCUUACUAAUGUAAUUUUUGGAGAAGAAGACAGUGAGAUCUUGUAGAAUUUGUGGA
Messenger RNA from Dioscorea cayenensis subsp. rotundata (Guinea yam), 1456 nucleotides. RefSeq names its product soluble inorganic pyrophosphatase 4. Bases 154 to 801 code for a protein of 215 amino acids. The transcript has 9 exons. Gene Ontology annotation, cellular component: cytoplasm. Gene Ontology annotation, biological process: phosphate-containing compound metabolic process. Gene Ontology annotation, molecular function: inorganic diphosphate phosphatase activity; magnesium ion binding. Lineage: Eukaryota; Viridiplantae; Streptophyta; Magnoliopsida; Dioscoreales; Dioscoreaceae. The record is from RefSeq and is a predicted model, not a curated record.